UCCAGUGCAGUGGUUCAUACUAUCCAGCAGAGAGAAGCAGGGUCAUGCUUCUGUGGCAAGGAGGGCGGUCCGUCAUUGCUGGGGCGUCCUGAGUUGUUUGGCCCUUCCAAGGCUGUCGUCGAUGAGGUCGUUGACAUUACAUGUCUUCUGUCGGUCUACCCGAAGAAUGAAGCCAUCCUAAUGGAGUUGUUCAAGGAGGGGAACCGCAACAAGUUGUUGGGGUUCUACAGUUCCCUCGACGGGGGCAACGCGUCCUUCCCCAUCAUGAUCAAAACUUCCCACGAGGGCAACCUGGAGUGUGUGGCCACAGCACAGAGCAAUUCUCUCUUGCAGCCCGCUGUCAGCUAUCCGCACUACCUCCAGGUUAUUGAACCGGUUGCAGGUGCAGAGGUCAUCACAGAAUCAGGUCAAGAGGUGUUCUUUGAGGGAGGGACCCUGAAGCUGAGAUGUACUGUAAAGGCUGGGAAUCACGUCUCCUACAAGUGGCUCGUAAAUGGUCAGCUGGUCUCAUCGUCUCUCCUUCGCCAUGUGGUAGAUGAUCAACUCCUUAUCUACAGAGCCUCCAGUGCAGACAGCGGCUCCUACAUGUGUGUCGCUGUCAACCAAUACAGCGCAACAAGAGACUUUGCAUCCAACAGCUCCGAAGUGGUAAUCACAGUCAAAGAAGUGGUGUCAAAUCCUGACAUUUCCAUCAGGGUGCUGAAGGAGGAUCCUCACAACUAUUUGGCCGUGGUCACAUGCCAGUCGACCAGAGGGACGCCGCCUGUCACCUUCUCCCUCUACAACAGGACAGAACUGGCUUUCCAAAUGACAGCCGACGAGAGAAAAGCCACGUUUAAGGUCCCCCUGGUUUUGGAGCGACACUUAGGGUGGCUCCAGUGCCGGGCUAACAAUGGUGAUCAGGUUGCAUACAGUACCUGGUUGCCCUUAGAAGUCGUGAGUGUUGCCGGCCCAGUGACGAUGAAGUACGACUACGACAUCGGAGACAACUAUGCUGUGACAGGCCUGAGGUUCUAUUGCAAGGCGAGGAAAGGAUCUCAUCCGCAGUACGAGUGGUACCUCAACCAAACUGUCCUGGAAGGCCGAGGAAGCUUUUACUACACGGUCCAUCAGCCGCCAGAACAGUCCAUCCUCCUGCUGUCCGUAGGGAGCAACAGUGCCGGGAUGUACCGAUGCGAAGUGUCGGACAUUUUCGACAACAGCACUGCCAUCAGCAGCAACAAGCAGUAUUUAGACAAAGACGUGCUGAAUCGUCUCCCGCUCAUUGUGGUGGCCGUUGUCUUUGGAUGCUUCACUUUCUUGCUUGUCCUUGUCGCCGCUUGUUGUUGGACCGGAGUGUUGUUCAGUAGAAGGCGGAUUGGGGAGAAGUCCAUUGUGGGCCAGAAGAUGGAGACGUUCCAAGCGUGGGAGGACGAGCUGGAAGUGUCCGACUAUCACGAGGAUGUUGAUGUCACGGAGAUAACAACAAAACAGAUUGCCGCCUAUUGAGUUGUCGUGUCUGUGCUGAUUUACUAGGGCUUUCAAGUGAUUAUUUUUUAAAUCAGAUUAAUCACACUCUUGAGCUGUAAUUAAUCAUGCAUUACAGUGUAUGUAUUGCAGUGUAUUACUCGUUGCAAAUUUAAAAUUAGCAGAAGAGAAUACCCCAAUAUUUGGACACAAAUGCAAAUUUGUAGUCAGAAUGUAACAUUUUAAUUAAUGCAAGGAAUUAAUUUGCUUAUAACUUGGUGACAGUAAGUAUAGUAAGAAUUAAGUGAACAUUUACAUAGUAUUUGCAAUAAUAUUUUAAACAAGGUACAUUUAGUAAACACACCAGGGUUUCCCCUACACUGCCAAGAUGCCUGUGACGUCAUCGAAUAAUUAGCAUAAUCUGCUAUGCCAGCUCCCCCCGUGACCCAAUAAGGGACAAGCGGUAGAAAAUGGAUGGAUGGAUGGAUGAUAUGAUUUUCUUUAGUGUUUUUUUUUCUCCAAAAUGGCUCUCCUUAGUUUUAUCCUGCUUCUAAAUGUGUGUUUUAACUCCUGUGCAACACUUUGUGGUACUUUUGUUUUUUUUAAAUGUGCUAUACAAAUAAAGUUGAUUAGAUUGGAUAAAAAGAUUGGAUAAAAAACAUUUGGUAAGUAAAAAAAAUCUAAAAUAAAUAACAGCCCUACUUUGCAUUAACUUGUUUUGCUUAGUUGAAGAACUUUGAUAGUAGUUGUAUUGAUGAAAAUAGUACUCACUUCUCUUAUCCGGACUGAUGCUUAAUUUAGGGCAAAAAUGUUACAGAAUGCGCUUUAAAAAAAUUGAAAUACUGGUGACGUGGUGAGGAAAAUUUAAAGCGAAUUGUAGCGAGGGACGACUUUAUUGGUAUUCUUUUGCUCAAACACUUGCAUGUAAAAAAAGGGAACAAUUGUAUUAUUUUGUUUAUAUUUGUACAUUGUCUUAUAUUGUUGUAUUUAUAUAUUGUUAAAGUGUGUUGAUU
Entelurus aequoreus (snake pipefish) is the source of this 2459-nucleotide messenger RNA. RefSeq names its product Fc receptor-like protein 5. Gene Ontology annotation, biological process: cell surface receptor signaling pathway. The transcript has 12 exons. Gene Ontology annotation, molecular function: transmembrane signaling receptor activity. The annotation marks the transcript as partial. Lineage: Eukaryota; Metazoa; Chordata; Actinopteri; Syngnathiformes; Syngnathidae. The record is from RefSeq and is a predicted model, not a curated record.